Dromaius novaehollandiae (emu) is the source of this 551-nucleotide messenger RNA. RefSeq names its product vacuolar protein sorting-associated protein 16 homolog. Gene Ontology annotation, cellular component: cytoplasm; lysosomal membrane; HOPS complex. The record is from RefSeq and is a predicted model, not a curated record. Gene Ontology annotation, molecular function: actin binding. Bases 21 to 536 code for a protein of 171 amino acids. The transcript is spliced from 3 exons. NCBI's taxonomy places the organism in Eukaryota, Metazoa, Chordata, Aves, Casuariiformes, Dromaiidae. Gene Ontology annotation, biological process: vacuole fusion, non-autophagic; endosomal transport; intracellular protein transport.
AGGGGGUUUUAGGGCCAGCCAUGGGGCUGGGGUCCGGCCACAGGGUUUGCAGCCAGCCGUGGGUCUUGGGGGGCAGCCGUGGGUCUCGGGGCCGGCCGUGGGGCCGGGGGCUGGGCCAUCCCGUUGCGUCCCGUCGCGUCCCGCCUGCAGCUUUGCUGAAGAACAACGGCAGGAAGGAGAAGUCGCCCAGCGCCCGCCCGCUGCUGGAGAUCUACUCGGCCUCGGGGCUGCUCCUGGCCGGCAUCCCGUGGAAGAGCGGCCGGCUGGUGCAGCUGGGCUGGACGGCCAGCGAGGACCUGCUGUGCAUCCAGGAGGACGGCACCGUGCUCAUCUACAACCUCUUCUGCGAGUUCAAGCGUCACUUCAGCAUGGGCAACGAGGUGCUGCAGAACCACGUGCUGGAGGCGAAGGUCUUCCACACGGAGUACGGCACCGGCGCGGCCAUCCUCACCGGGGCGCACCGCUUCUGCUGGGCCCCCACCGCCCCGCCCCACGGCUGCCCCAGCUCCCCGCCCCACGGCUGGCCCCUGGCCUAGCUGCUUCAGCUCCCA